GCGCAUGCCCAGAACUCAAAUUCCCGACGUUGGCGGCCUACAGAAAGGUUGUACUGUGUGUCUCGACAGUUUGUAGUCGGUUUUGUGCGACAUGGCGCGGUAUUUGAGACCUCCAAACACUUCUCUUUUCAUCAGGAAUAUUUCUGAUGAAAGCAGGCCAGAGGAUUUGCGUCGUGAGUUCGGUCGUUACGGCCCUAUUGUAGAUGUCUACAUUCCCGUUGACUUCUAUUCCCGUCGGCCAAGAGGAUUUGCAUACAUUCAAUUCGAGGAUGUCCGUGAUGCAGAAGACGCGCUUCACAACCUGGACCGGAAAUGGGUCUGCGGACGGCAGAUUGAGAUCCAGUUCGCCCAAGGAGACAGGAAAACCCCAACUCAGAUGAGGUCCAAAGAAAGGCGAUCUCCUCGCAGCUUCUCCAGAUACGACGAUUAUGAGCGCGAUGGCCGUGGCCGGCGCUCUCGGAGUCGCAGCUAUGACCGACGUCGCUCUCGCAGCCAAUCAUACGAGCGCAGACCUCGUCGCUCCGAUAGUCCCAGAGACUCCCGCUCUUAUGGCAGACACAGGCGAAGCCGAAGCCGUGACAAUGACAGGUCAAGGCAGAGACGAGAUCACGGUCGAGGGCACCGUGGCGCUCCUUCUCGCAGCCGCUCGGGUUCACGUUCCCCCUCCCCUGACUCCAGGAUCAAGAUGAAAAGUCGGAAGUCCCGUUCCGCGUCCCGUUCGCCUCAUCCAGCUGCAGGCAAGGAACCGCCACAAUCCAGUGGUGCACAAGAGGACGAGGACGCUCGCCCAAGAUCAGCUUCUCGCUCCUGCUCUCGCUCAGCCUCACGUUCUCGGUCACGCUCGCGUUCACGCUCCAGAUCCUGGGCCGGACACAAAUCCGGAGGCCAUUAGGACUGUCUGUGUGAGGAGUUGUUUAAUACUGUAACUUAUGCAGCUCCCUGGCAAACUGAUCAUGUAAAGGCCAUAUUUUUUGGUUAGUUUACAUUUUUGCAGGUUUGCUUGGGAAAAACAUGAUUCUUGUCUCCUGCUCAGCAGUAGAUUUCAGGAUCAGUGGAUGUUUGUGAUUUGAUAAACACCACCCUGCAUUGGUAUUACUGAUUAUUAAUCAAAUGUAAAGCAGUGGGAUUUUUUUUUUAAUUGCUUGUUUUGUUUUCAUUUUUUGUGAUUUAGCUAAAAGGCUGGUGGUACAUGCCUUUUGAUCAAAAAAGGUGCAGGUGAAUUAAUGCUCGUAUUUUGUUUAGACAUCUAGUUAGCAGCAGAAUCAUUGUAGAGUGCAGUAUUUUCAGUGUUUUAUUUCCUGUAACGGAUAACGAACGGUUUCGGUUUGUACAGAUCUGAUUUUAAUCCAUCAUCUUCUCCAACAUACAUUAAAGCUCUCGUAGAAACUGUUGUCUUCCAGGAGAUUACACAUUAAUGCCACCACUUUUUUUUUUUUUUUUUACAAAUGUUUGGUAAAUGUGUUCUUGUUUUCCUUGUUCUAUCCUGUUGCUGAUCUUACAGCAACGUUUUACUCUUCAUGCUAAAGAUGGAUCAGAGGAGAGAGAGCUCCUGUAUGUGAAUAAAAACAUACCCUUUUGUUGUUUAAAACGGUUUGUGUGACUGAUUAGUCGAUUACCAACCGGUCAUUUAUAUAUUAAUGCUGUAUUCUGAGCUGAUGGUCUUCAUCUGUCCUCAAAUAUUCAUACUGAUGUAUAACAAGCAUUUAAAAUAUGAAUGUACACAGACUGCAGGGAGAAAGAGACACGUGCGAGAUUCACCUUAUUUACUGAAUGUCAUCACAAACCCUGACUGUUGAUUCAUCUGGAGUUGAACCUAGAACUUCUCUUUACUGACAUGCGCCUAGAUGUUUUCACACAAUGUUUGGGUUGGGAAAAAAAUUUAUUAGCUAGCUUCUUCUGUGGAAGUGAAGAAAAACAUACUACGUUUUGGAAAGCUCUGACUGAAUUUCCUAUUUUUAAUGAAGCAAAUUAAUUCGGACAUCUUUGCUGCAUGUACCUGAUGUUCCUGAUUCUGAUAUAAGGAUUUUCAUUCUCUGCUUAGUGUCUUAAGAGCCAGGACACAAUAUCCACUUGUCCCAAAUCAACCAUAUUCUCCAGCCAAAGGUCUGUAAAUCUCCACCAUGGCCACAGGCAGGUGUGUGAUAGACAGCUUAUUUAAUAUAUACAGUAACUUAAGCAUUUGCAUGUUCAUUCAAGCAAGUUUUAUUCUGCUUGGGUGUUAAAGUGAAAUCUAGCUCUUGGUUUAAAAAAAAAAAAAAAGUGCAAUAAAUGCUGUGAUUAAAGCGCAUGAGCCUGAAAACGAAAAAUUCAGAACAGACGAAGUUACCGUGUAAAAAUUUACAUGCAUUUUCACUCCAUUCUGAUUUCAAUAUAUUCAAUGUCAAUAAAACACCCAAAUCUCUCAAAGAACCUGUUCAAGUCCGUAUUUAAGUACAUAAAGUGAUCAAAAGAUGAAUUAAUGGUUUGCAUCCAAGUUUAUUUUGAAAUUCCCUACGCCCCCUAUACAAGAAAACUGACUUUUUUCCACAAAGGCAGCAGUGAAACUCUCAGUCGUAAUGUUUAUGUUCAGGGCAAUGAAGAAAGGGGAAAACAAAUUCAUAAUCACAGUGAAAUCUUUCUUUUUCUUUAAAUACAUCUGCUGUCAUCUUUGGCUGCAGUUCGGCAGACAGUUUGCUGUCGGGCCGUUUUUUUUUUUUUUCCUGGGGGAGUUACAGUUCAAGCCAAUGGAGCCAAUGCAGGAAUGUACGUUUACUCGGAAAACAAAU
Messenger RNA from Tachysurus fulvidraco (yellow catfish), 2765 nucleotides. It is a transcript of the gene srsf10a, whose product is annotated as serine and arginine rich splicing factor 10a. Bases 92 to 892 code for a protein of 266 amino acids. Lineage: Eukaryota; Metazoa; Chordata; Actinopteri; Siluriformes; Bagridae. The transcript is spliced from 6 exons. Gene Ontology annotation, molecular function: RNA binding. The record is from RefSeq and is a predicted model, not a curated record.